UUUGAUGGCGUUCUGUCUGUCGGCCAAGACUGUUACUUUGUGGAGCACGUGCCGUUCCGGGUACUGACAGUUGACGGAUACGAUGACUUUGAGACAACCGAUAUUGGGAGUCAGCUUUGCGUACAAUCUUUGCGUGGCGCUUACCACAACGUGUGGUACAAGCUUGGAACUCCGGGCAAGGAAUACGAGCGUUUCUAUAAGCCCUUCCUUUGGGUAGCGCGCUUCACAAAGCAUGCCAUUCAAUACAUGCUGGCCACAGAGCGCGUAACGCUGCGUCAAUUUCGAGCUUCCUUCUACGACUGGCUGCAUAAGACUUAUCCUGAAGACGCUUCGCUACGGGUGUGGUUGGGCCAGAGCAAGACGAGAGACUUCGCCGUCCAUUUCGUGGCAUAUGCCGACUUCUUGUGGAAAGAGAGCCAUGGAGUGCAACAGCCUAGCGACGACAUCAAGAUCUGCAAACAUCAGAUCUGGCGCGAAAGCUUACCAUAUCCAGAUUUGCUCAAAGCCAUUCCGAGGCAGCCGCCCAAGCAGAAAGGCGACGCGAAGACUGUCGUAACGCCAUUUGCUUAUGAGAGCUUCAGUCAUAUGUACUUUGCUGAUAAGAUCCUCGAGACAUCGGUCACUGAGCCUGGCCUCCUCUCGCGGAUUCACGAACUCAAAGCUCGACGUGGCUUGACACCCUGGUUUUCACGAUCGCCGUCGAGCCUAACGCCAAUCAGUGCGGCCUCUGACCAGAUCAAAGCUCGUGGCAGGAUUGCGGUCGGAGACAUCGUUGCUGUGCCAGCAGAGGAUGAUGGUCGUUGGAAGUCCAGCGCAGAGACUUGGUAUGCAUAUGUUCAAAGAGUCUGGAAGCAGAAAAAUGAACAAACACGCCUAGACGUCAUCUGGCUUUACCAUCCUCAAGACACGACGAUUGGCAAAGCUCAAUACAUGUUCCCUAACGAGCUUUUCUUUAGCGACAAUUGCGGCUGUGGUGUGAAGGAAGCGUUGCAUCUAGAAGAAGUCACUCACAAAGUCGACGUCGCCUGGAACCCUCUCGAUCCGGGUACGCAGGAAGGGCUUUUCGUCAGACAGAAGUUUCGCACAGUCGCAGAGAUGGAUUUCUACGAUUUUCGAAAGAUCCAAAAUAGCGACUUUUGCUGCUGUCACCAAGCAGAGUAUACACCAGAAGCGGUACCUCAAUAUCGAGUAGGUGACACAGUUCUAGUUGAAAAGAAAAAGGAUGCUCUCGGCCGAAAUUGCGAACCUGCGCAGAUUCUCAGCUUCGGCAGCGCUGGCACCGUUCAAAUGCGGAGGUUUCUGUACAAGAAGGACAUCUUCCCUGCUUCAAGACCUAAUCAGCUUCUCCCGUCCUCCGAGAUUUUCAGCAGACAAUGCGAGCAUCUAGUGCGAGAAUGCCAUGUAAGGAUAUUUUCAUGCAGCAAUCUUCCAACGCCGUACGACAGGGGCGGUGCAGGGGAUUACUACUACAUCGCUGACACAGAUAUGGAUGCCGACUCCAUAAAUGCAAAGUCACCCUUUCGUCAAGGCUGGGAUCCACAAGAAGCACCAUCUAAUCGCAAGCUGAAGGGACUUGGUAUCUUCUGUGGCGGCGGCACAUUUGAUCGUGGCCUACAAGAGGGCGGCGCAGUGCAAUUCACCCAUGCUGUUGACUAUGCCGAGCAUGCCCUUCACAGCUACAAGGCCAACUCAUCGGAACCUGUGAAAUUUUUCCUUGGUUCCGUAGACGACUAUCUCAGCAACGCUAUGGCUGCAGAGUCGGUCCACAAUACUGCGACUACUGGUGAGAUUGAUCUCAUCUCAGCCGGAAGCCCGUGUCAAGGCUUCUCAAAGCUUCAGCAUGACAGGGACAGUCCGAGGUCAAGAAAGAAUGCAUCCAUGGUCGCCUCGGUAGUGUCCUUUGUUGAUUUCUACGUCCCGGAGUAUUUAAUCCUGGAGAACGUAGUCACGAUGACAGACCAUCCGAGAGACAAGAAAGGACCUAUACCAGAGCAGAACGUCUUCUCGCAAGUCAUUUCUGCUUUGGUUGGGCUUGGCUAUCAGGUUCAGCAAUUUCUUAUGGACUCUUGGUCGUACGGAAGUCCGCAACAGCGCUCGAGAGUGUUCAUCGUCGCCACAGCACCCUCAGCCGUACCGCUGUCGCAGCCAGAAAUUACGCAUGCACAUCCCACCAAGAAUCUUCGGACCCGCAAUUUGGGGAGGUCAAGCAAUGGCUUGCCAUUCGGCACUCGCAGAACGAAUCCGUUCGUAGCUCUGCCGUUCGUGACCGCUGAACAGUCGGUUGCAGACCUUCCUACGGUAUACGACUCUGUGCCUCAGCUUUGUAUCAGGUUCCCUGAUCACAGACUCGCUGUCCUUGAGGCCCCAGACGUCAGAGCACGCAUAGCUAUGGUGCCAACACGACCACGUGAAUGGGGCUUGCUCCAGGCUCAUGAUGCCGGCAGAUUACGUGGUGAACCACGAGAGUACUUCAUAAGGACGAAGGCGAAUCUUGUGCGCAGUGGUAUCAACAGCAAAUCUUACACUCGCGUCUGCCCAAAUCACCCUUUCCCGACCAUUGUCACUAGGCUCAGUGUAGGUGACGGAAUCAACGGGCGCGUACUACACUGGGAUCAACACCGCCCUCUCACCGUAAUGGAAGCAAGACGCGCUCUCGGGUAUCUCGACCACGAGGUAUUGAUUGGCACACCAGAAAAGCAGCUACGCAUUGUCGGAAACAGUGUCGACAGGAAAGUCGCCUUGGUACUUGGUCUCGCGUUGCGCGAUUCU
This is a messenger RNA of Pseudocercospora fijiensis CIRAD86, 2769 nucleotides long. RefSeq lists its product as uncharacterized. Gene Ontology annotation, cellular component: nucleus. The record is from RefSeq and is a predicted model, not a curated record. Lineage: Eukaryota; Fungi; Ascomycota; Dothideomycetes; Mycosphaerellales; Mycosphaerellaceae. Gene Ontology annotation, molecular function: chromatin binding; methyltransferase activity. The transcript has a single exon. The annotation marks the transcript as partial.